Molecule: messenger RNA, 765 nt
Organism: Pieris macdunnoughi
Lineage: Eukaryota; Metazoa; Arthropoda; Insecta; Lepidoptera; Pieridae
Source: the annotation of a GenBank genome assembly
AUGUUUUUAGAAUACGACCCGUUUGCAGUAAAAAAAAUGAUAUCGAUACCAUACAAUGGGACACACAAUGGCACGCGUAAAGGUAUCUUUGACUGGCUCUUUGGAUGGGGAUUUGAUGAAAUGUGGGGCUACGAGCCAUACGCCAAUAUGAACCAUAAGGGUCAAGCGUGCCUGUACAUGCAAGUCAGCUAUAAGAACGCAAUAAAACAAAUAAAGCACUACUACAACCUACGAGCACUAUACACAGAGAAUAAAGAAUACGAAAUUGGCUACUUAACACACGAAAUAAUAUUCCGAUACCAGAUAAUGCUAGAAUUGUAUAAUUUUAUAGAGAAGCGGUAUUACAAAAACCUAACGUCAAAUGUGGCACCUGUCAGUUUGAUGUUAUACUUCUAUGGGAAUAUUCUAGAAGAUAGCCAUGCGAUCAUCCACCUUUGUAACAUGUUGCACGAAGUAGACAGAAAGUUCAAGUAUAAUAGUAGAAUCAAAAAGAAAUACGACUCGGCCUUUAAGGAUAGUUUUGACGAUACGAAAAAAGGCUCACCCAGAACAUUAUCAAAAGACGAGGCAUAUGAGAGAUAUCUGAAAAUGAAGAGAAAAGAGGCGAACCGCAAAUUGAGGCAGGCGAAAAAGAAACGGCAAAUGUACAUAAAAUUUGGUAUCACCACGAAAGCUGUUCCGAAGUAUCAAACGAAGAAAAGCCGAUAUCCUCUCCACUACGGAUGGUCGUUGGAGGACUGGCCACCGAAACCGGAACAGAAUUAG